Messenger RNA from Chaetura pelagica (chimney swift), 1843 nucleotides. It is a transcript of the gene ACVR1, whose product is annotated as activin A receptor, type I. Lineage: Eukaryota; Metazoa; Chordata; Aves; Apodiformes; Apodidae. The record is from RefSeq and is a predicted model, not a curated record. Bases 1 to 1542 code for a protein of 513 amino acids. Gene Ontology annotation, biological process: BMP signaling pathway; dorsal/ventral pattern formation; heart development. The transcript is spliced from 9 exons. Gene Ontology annotation, molecular function: transforming growth factor beta receptor activity, type I; SMAD binding; ATP binding. Gene Ontology annotation, cellular component: BMP receptor complex; plasma membrane.
AUGGUAGAUGGAGUUACGAUUCUUCCCGUGCUGCUGCUGCUGGCGUUUCCCUCCCCGAGCUGGCAAGAUGAUGAACUGAAGCUCAGUACGGUACAACACUAUGAAUGUGUGUGUGAAGGCAUGUCCUGUGGCAAUGGAGAUCGUUGCAAAGGCCAGCAAUGUUUUGCUUCCCUGAGCAUUAACGAUGGUGCUAAAGUUUACCAGAAAGGCUGCUUCCAAGUCUAUGAACAAGGGAAAAUGACGUGCAAAACACCUCCGUCUCCUGACCAAGCUGUUGAGUGCUGCCAAGGAUACCUGUGCAACAUGAAUAUCACUGCACAGUUGCCCUCUUCUAAAGGGCAAACCUUUCAAGGAGAAGCUGCAGGUUACAGCGUGGAAACACUAAUCUCUGUUAUACUGGCUCCUGUGUUAGUGUUGGUAGUUUUUUCUACAGUAGCUGUGCUGAUCAUCCGGAGAAUACAGAAAAACCACAUGGAGAGGCUCAAUUCUAGGGAUGCAGAAUAUGGCACCAUUGAGGGACUCAUUGCAUCGAAUGUUGGAGACAGCACGUUGGCAGACUUAUUGGAUCAUUCCUGCACAUCUGGAAGUGGUUCUGGACUUCCUUUCUUGGUGCAAAGAACAGUAGCUCGCCAGAUCACGCUUGUAGAGUGUGUGGGAAAGGGCCGUUACGGAGAAGUUUGGAGGGGUCAGUGGCAGGGAGAAAAUGUUGCUGUGAAGAUCUUCUCUUCUAGGGAUGAAAAAUCCUGGUUCAGGGAAACAGAACUGUACAACACUGUAUUGCUGCGGCAUGAGAACAUUUUAGGUUUUAUUGCAUCUGAUAUGACUUCCAGGAACUCCAGUACCCAGCUGUGGCUGAUCACCCACUACCACGAGAUGGGCUCUCUGUAUGACUACCUGCAGCUCACCACCCUGGACACGGUCAGCUGCCUGCGCAUCGUCCUGUCAGUCGCCAGCGGGCUGGCUCAUUUGCACAUCGAGAUCUUCGGCACGCAGGGCAAGCCGGCCAUCUCCCACCGGGACCUGAAGAGCAAGAACAUCCUCGUGAAGAAGAAUGGGCAGUGCUGCAUAGCAGAUCUGGGUCUGGCAGUCAUGCACUCCCAAAGCACCAAUCAGCUGGAUGUGGGGAACAACCCCCGUGUGGGCACCAAGCGCUACAUGGCUCCAGAAGUGCUGGAUGAGACCAUCCAGGCCGACUGCUUCGACUCCUACAAAAGGGUCGAUAUCUGGGCCUUCGGGCUGGUCCUCUGGGAGGUGGCCAGGCGCAUGGUGAGCAAUGGCAUUGUGGAAGACUAUAAACCCCCGUUUUACGACUUGGUUCCCAACGAUCCCAGUUUUGAAGACAUGAGGAAGGUGGUCUGUGUAGAUCAGCAAAGACCCAACAUUCCCAACAGAUGGUUCUCAGACCCUACAUUAACAUCUCUUGCCAAGCUGAUGAAAGAAUGCUGGUACCAAAAUCCAUCAGCAAGACUAACAGCCCUGCGAAUCAAAAAGACUCUGACCAAAAUUGACAAUUCCUUAGAUAAACUGAAAGCUGACUGUUGACCUUCUUCUCGUGGUGCUCUCCUGACAGGAAGGCAUUUGUCUGGUUCACAAGUGGUCUGGCCAGGCAGUUUCUAGGCUGGGUCCCCGUGUGGCUGCUUGCAGAGGCAGAGGUGGGUACCAGGCGUCUGCUGGAGGCAUCGGGACCGCCUGGACUUUGCUCAGUGACUACAAGGGGCAUUUCACACAUGGUCAAGCUGUAAAGACUCACGCUGGAUGGACUGUUGCAAAGGUAGUGGCCUGAAGGAAGACAGAGAAAUCCUAAGACAAGAUCAGGGCAUUAAAUAAUGGCUUUGAACAGCUU